AGGAAACUGCUGCUUCGCGUGGGCGACGACCAUCUAAAUUUUGGGGGAAAUGAUAAGAUGUUCUUAUCACGAGCGGCGUCGGAUGUCACGUUCGUUUGCGAUGGAGAUGUCGAACUUCCGGCGCAUCGCUUCCUUCUCUGCAGUAAAAGCCUCAUGUUUAACAGAAUGUUUAAACAUGACAUGAAGGAGGCACAAGAAGGGAAAAUAAUCGUCGAAGACAUUUCCGCCCCAAUUUUGACGGAAUUUUUGCGUUUUUUGUACUGCCGGAGAGUUGACUCGUUGGAAGGUGGUCAGCCAGAUCAGCUCUUGAUUGAGGAACUGUUCAAGGUGGCGGAAAAAUAUGAUGUUCCGACGCUCAAAGACCUUUGCGAGAGGCGUCUCGUCCAAGAUGUGGGUGUCGAAAACGCUGCGGAAAUGUACUGUCUGGGCGACAUGUACAACGGAGACGUCUUGAAGGAGCAAGCACUCAGGAUUAUGAUCAGGUGGAGAAGUUACUCCCUAUGCGAAUGCAGACCUCGCCAUGAAACUGCUGCUUCGCGUUGGCGACGACGAUGCAAAUUUUGGCGGGUAUUCAUUUGUUCUUAUCACGAGACGUGUCCGACGUUACUUUCAUUUGCAAUGGUAAUGUCGAACUUCCCGCGCAUCGCUUCCUCCUCUGUAGUAAAAGCCCCGUCUUCGAGAGGAUGUUUAGACACGACAUGAAGGAGGCGAAAGAAAGAAAAAUAAUUGUGGACGACAUUUCUGCCCCAGUUUUGAAGGAAUAUUUACUUUUUCUGUACUGCCAGAAGGUUGAGAAAGCCGAGGAUGGUCACACACUGAUAGAGGAACUAUUCAAGGUCCCGGAAAAGUAUGAUGUUCCUUCGCUCAAAAAUACAUGCGAACAAAACCUCGUGGAAAAUGUGGGUAUGAAAAACGCUGCGAAACUGCACUGCCUUGCCGACAUGUAUAACGGAGACGUCUUAAAGGAGCAGGCACUCAGGGUUAU
This is a messenger RNA of Folsomia candida, 985 nucleotides long. RefSeq names its product speckle-type POZ protein B-like. The record is from RefSeq and is a predicted model, not a curated record. Bases 58 to 702 code for a protein of 214 amino acids. Gene Ontology annotation, biological process: proteasome-mediated ubiquitin-dependent protein catabolic process; regulation of proteolysis. Gene Ontology annotation, cellular component: cytoplasm. Gene Ontology annotation, molecular function: ubiquitin protein ligase binding. Lineage: Eukaryota; Metazoa; Arthropoda; Collembola; Entomobryomorpha; Isotomidae. The transcript is spliced from 4 exons.